Phascolarctos cinereus (koala) is the source of this 2952-nucleotide messenger RNA. It is a transcript of the gene SLC17A6, whose product is annotated as solute carrier family 17 member 6. Lineage: Eukaryota; Metazoa; Chordata; Mammalia; Diprotodontia; Phascolarctidae. Gene Ontology annotation, molecular function: L-glutamate transmembrane transporter activity; neurotransmitter transmembrane transporter activity. Gene Ontology annotation, cellular component: synaptic vesicle membrane; excitatory synapse. The record is from RefSeq and is a predicted model, not a curated record. Gene Ontology annotation, biological process: synaptic transmission, glutamatergic; neurotransmitter loading into synaptic vesicle; regulation of synapse structure or activity.
ACGUGGGAGACGAGAAGUAACUUGUCAAUUUUUAAUAAACUCUUCCUUCUCUCCAAGUCAACUGCACCAUUCUCUCUGCAAACCAAUGAGAUGAUGACAUCUUUCUAGUUGGUUUCCAUAGCAUCCAUUCCUGAAGAGCCCCAGGAUGGUCUUUUGGAAGGAUUGUCCUUCCACCUCCCCUAGAAAGUUGGCAAAGCAGCGAACUCAAAGAACCUUUUCAUCCGCCCUACGUGUCCUGUCCGCGGUCCUGAAAUCCGGUGGCGACGCCAGAAUGGGAGGGAGCUGUCCCCAGUGCUGAAAACUCUAGUGCUCCGUCCAAAAUUAGACCUGUUUGUCUCACUAAAUCACGUUUUCGCUUUUCAUUGAUUUCUCGUUCCAAGGUGCGUCAAGUUCUCUCUCCAUCUCCACUCUACGCUACCGCAUAUCUGAAUUGCUCCCCGUGAAGGCAGCAGAAGCUUAUUCGUGAAGAUGGUCCCUUAGGGUUGGUACUGCCCACCUGAGAGCUAAAAUCAUCCAUUAGUUCUUUCUCAGGCUACUCUGAUUGAAGAGGACUAAUAUUGCUAUCAUCUUCGCUUUGCACUUAAAGAAGAGCUUUCUGUUUUCCUCUAUUUUAAAAUACUGCAGUUUUUGGAAAACACUUCAAAACCAGGAUUACAAACAAUUUUCAAGUGGACUAACUUCCAUCAAGGACCUCUUUGUACCCGCCCAAAUAUCAUGGUACUGCAUGCUUCCUCUGCCACCGGAUCCUCCCCUUCAAAUAAGACUUUCUAAUUGUGUCUAGCAAUUCUCCUAUUAGGAAAGCCGUGGGUUGCAUGUUGCUGUAUUCCGUUGUAUUCCCUUUCUCUCCCUCCCUUUCACUCACAUUCUUCUUCCCAGAGGCGCACCAAUAGCCAUUUCGCGGGGAAGGAAAGAGAGAGAGAGAGAGAGAGAGAGAGAGAGAGAGAGAGAGAGAGAGAGAGAGAGAGAGAGAGAGAGAGAGAGAGGAAAAAAAACACCUUAGCGAUUAAGCCAAUAUGCGCAACCAUCGCCUUUCAUAGCUCAAACCUAAUACACACCAGAGCCAGUGCUGCAGGGAUGGAGUCGAUAAAACAAAGGAUUUUGACCCCUGGCAAAGAGGGGCUGAAGAAUUUUGCUGGAAAAUCUCUCGGCCAAAUCUACAGGGUGCUCGAGAAGAAGCAGAAGACUGGGGAGACUAUUGAGCUGACCGAGGAUGGGAAGCCCUUGGAGGUGCAGGAGAAGAAGGCGCCACUCUGCGACUGUACCUGCUUCGGCCUGCCACGCCGAUAUAUCAUAGCUAUCAUGAGUGGCCUGGGCUUCUGCAUUUCCUUCGGGAUCCGCUGCAACCUGGGGGUCGCCAUCGUGGACAUGGUGAACAACAGUACCAUACACCGAGGGGGGAAGAUCAUCAAGGAGAAAGCCAAAUUUAACUGGGACCCGGAAACCGUGGGGAUGAUCCAUGGGUCCUUCUUCUGGGGUUACAUCAUCACUCAGAUCCCCGGAGGCUACAUCGCGUCCCGCCUGGCCGCCAACAGGGUUUUUGGAGCUGCCAUACUUCUCACUUCCACCCUCAAUAUGCUAAUCCCGUCUGCAGCGAGAGUGCACUAUGGCUGUGUUAUAUUUGUUAGGAUCUUACAAGGGCUUGUUGAGGGAGUCACCUAUCCUGCUUGCCAUGGGAUAUGGAGUAAAUGGGCCCCUCCUUUAGAAAGGAGCAGACUAGCAACCACUUCAUUUUGUGGUUCCUAUGCGGGAGCUGUGAUUGCUAUGCCGUUAGCCGGGAUUCUCGUGCAAUAUACUGGAUGGUCUUCAGUGUUUUAUGUUUAUGGGAGUUUUGGAAUGGUCUGGUACAUGUUUUGGCUUUUGGUGUCUUAUGAGAGCCCUGCUAAGCACCCGACCAUUACAGAUGAAGAACGAAGGUACAUAGAAGAAAGCAUUGGAGAGAGUGCCAAUCUUUUAGGGGCAAUGGAAAAAUUCAAGACUCCAUGGAGAAAAUUUUUUACAUCUAUGCCAGUCUAUGCAAUUAUUGUUGCAAACUUCUGCAGAAGCUGGACCUUUUACCUGUUGCUUAUUAGUCAACCAGCUUACUUCGAGGAGGUCUUUGGAUUUGAGAUCAGCAAGGUGGGAAUGUUAUCUGCUGUGCCUCACUUAGUGAUGACUAUCAUUGUGCCAAUUGGAGGACAAAUUGCUGAUUUUCUAAGAAGCCGGCAGAUUCUUUCAACUACUACAGUGAGGAAGAUCAUGAAUUGUGGAGGCUUUGGCAUGGAAGCCACGCUGCUCUUGGUCGUGGGCUAUUCUCAUACUCGGGGAGUAGCUAUCUCCUUCUUAGUGCUUGCAGUGGGCUUCAGUGGCUUUGCUAUAUCAGGAUUCAACGUCAACCACUUGGAUAUUGCACCGAGAUAUGCUAGUAUCUUAAUGGGUAUUUCAAACGGCGUUGGUACACUGUCAGGAAUGGUUUGCCCAAUCAUUGUUGGUGCAAUGACAAAGAACAAGUCCCGGGAAGAGUGGCAGUAUGUCUUUCUGAUUGCAGCCUUAGUCCACUAUGGUGGAGUUAUAUUUUAUGGAAUCUUUGCUUCGGGUGAGAAACAACCCUGGGCAGAUCCCGAAGAGACCAGUGAAGAAAAGUGCGGCUUUAUUCAUGAGGAUGAACUUGAUGAAGAAACAGGGGACAUUACUCAAAAUUACGUAAAUUAUGGUACCACAAAGUCCUAUGGGGCAACAACACAGGCCAAUGGUGGUUGGCCUAAUGGGUGGGAGAAGAAAGAAGAAUUUGUACAAGAAGAGGUACAAGACUCAUACAUCUAUAAGGAAAGAGAAGAUUAUUCUUAACAGAGCUAAUCAUUGAAUAUUUUAUAGUGUUUGUGAUUAAAUCCAUCGUGGUUGUUUGCACAAGAGAUGUGGUGUAAACAUGUUGACACGUAUCAAAAUGACAGGUCUUGCUGUACAAAAAAAAAAAAA